This is a messenger RNA of Eubalaena glacialis (North Atlantic right whale), 5106 nucleotides long. RefSeq names its product ATP-binding cassette sub-family C member 4-like. The record is from RefSeq and is a predicted model, not a curated record. Gene Ontology annotation, molecular function: ABC-type transporter activity; ATP binding; ATP hydrolysis activity. Gene Ontology annotation, biological process: transmembrane transport. NCBI's taxonomy places the organism in Eukaryota, Metazoa, Chordata, Mammalia, Artiodactyla, Balaenidae. Gene Ontology annotation, cellular component: plasma membrane.
GGCUGGGUUCACUCCCUGUUGGUUGUUUGGCCUGAGGCGACCCAAAACUGGAGCCUACACGGCUUUGGUGGAGCUAAUGGCAGACUCUGGGAGGGCUAACGCCAAGGAGUACUUCCCAGAACUUCUGCUGCCAGUGUCCUUGUCUCCCCCGCCUCUGCAGGAGACCCUCCAACACUAGCAGGUUGGGGGACUUCUCUGGUGGCGCAGUGGUUAAGAAUCCGCCUGCCAAUGCAGGGGACACGGGUUCGAGCCCUGGUCCGGGAAGAUCCCACAUGCCGCGGAGCAACUAAGCCUGUGCGCCACAACUACUGAGCCUGCGCUCUGGAGCCCGCGAGCCACAACUACUGAGCCUGCGUGCUGCAACUACUGAAGUCCAUGCACCUAGAGCAUGUGCUCUGCAAGAAGAGAAGCCACCGCACUGAGAGGCCUGUGCACUGCAACAAAGAGUAGCCCCUGCUCGCCGCAACUAGAGAAAGCCCGCACGCAGCAACGAAGACCCAACGCAGCCAAAAAUAAAUAAAUAAAUAAAUAAAACAAAACUCUACGUUGAGUUUGAAUCACUACAAAAUAAUCAAGAAAAGGCAGUUCCAGCACCAAAUGAUGGUAUGGUUAUGAAAUUAUCAUCAAAAAUCCUGUCCAGAAUUUACCAAAAUCCAAUUAAUUCAGAAGGAUUUGUGGAGAGAGGAUGAGGUUUGACAAGCAAUUUGGAGAUGAGGGUUCAUCUUGGAAGGAGCUGUCCAGCGGUGCAAAAUAUUGAACUAACGUAAACAUUUGCCUUUAAAGAUCUUUAUCUUCCUAAAGAACUCAGAAAGUUUCUCAAGGGCGGUUAGGGAGGUUUUCUGUGAGGUAGCAAGCCGGCACCAAUGCAGGCCAUAACUCACGUUGUUUCUCCAUCUGUCCCAGUAGGUGUAGACACGACAGAAGUUCUGGAGUAAUCUCUCUAGGCUUCCAUCCUAUUGGGGUGAGUUGGGGAGUCUGCCUGAAGUUAGUGAGGCCCAGUGGCCAUAAAGGAGGAAAGAGGUGUGGACUAUGCUUAAAAAAAAAAGAAAAAGUUAAUCACAGGCCCAUGUAAAGAAACAAAGAAUCAGACUGGGCCAGAUAACUGACAUCCAUGAAGAAGAAGAGUUUGGAAACGGACUUGGAGUUAGAAAGCAAAUGCUCAGUACAAAUGGGCAGGCCAUUGAUAGGAUUAGAGCGAAGUUAGUCCCUGAUGGGGACAGUUGGGAUUCUCCCAGUGAGCACGUUAUCCGUUCACAAUAGCACGAUGUAAAUACAGGUUAAAGUCUCCUUUCUGACGUAAAGAUUCAGAGGAUUAGAACAUGAGAAAGAAAACCGAGAGAAACACCACCUGGAAUUUUCUGUUACUUGCUGAGAUAUCACAGUGCAACCCUCAGCUGCCAUCAGAUGGUAAAACCAUAUUGGAUGUGCAAGAUUUCACUGCUUUUUGGGAUGAGAGCUUUUUAAGAGCAAGUAUUUGUCAAGUAAAGGAUACCUGGAUGCAAGAACAGCUGCAUUAAACAUCAGUCGUCACUGUUGAGUGCUGUGCUGGGGAACUGCCCCCGAGCUGGUCAGCGUGCACGGGAGGAUCGCGUAUGUUUCGCAGCAGCCCUGGUUGUUUUCAGGAACUGUGAGGAGUAAUAUUUUAUUUGGGAAAAAAUAUGAAAAAGAACGAUAUGAAAAAGUAAUAAAGACUUGUGCUUUGGAAAAGUCUGUUCCUGCAUGCCUCUAGACUCCAUGCUUUUCCACGGUGUCAUGCUGCCUCUCAAGUGAAGAAAUUUAAAAGAAGGAACUUUUUAAAAAGUGGGUGAUGGAUGAAGGAUUUAGAGGUUUUGGAGGAUGGAGACCUAACUGUGAUAGGAGACCGGGGAACCACGCUGAGUGGAGGGCAGAAAGCCCGGGUCAACCUCGCAAGAGCCGUGUAUCAGGAUGCAGACAUCUACCUCCUGGACGAUCCGCUCAGUGCAGUAGAUGCAGAAGUGAGCAGGCACUUGUUCGAACUGUGUAUUCACCAAGCCUUGCACGAGAAGAUCACAAUCCUAGUGACUCAUCAGUUGCAGUACCUAAAAGAUGCAAGUCAGAUUCUGGUAUUGAAAGAUGGCAAAACAGUGCAAAAGGGGACUAACGCUACAUUUCCGAAAUCUGGGGUAGAUUUUGAAGAUAUCCUUUUAAAGAAGGUGAACGAGCAGGCUGAAUACUCUCCAGUUCCAGGAACUCCCACUCUGAGGAAUCAGACCUCUGAGUCUUCAGUUUGGUCUCCGUCUUCCAGACCCUCGUUGCAAGAUGCCGCUCCAGAGGACCAAGAUACUGAGAAUAUACAGGUUACACUAGCACUGGAGAGCUAUUCGGAGGGAAGAGUUCACUUUAAGACCUACAUGAAUUACUUCACAGCCGGUGCUCACUGGCUUAUCAUCAUUUUCCUUAUUCUAGUAAACAUUGCAGCUCAGGCUGCCUACGUCCUUCAGGAUUGGUGGCUUUCAUACUGGGUGAAUGGACAGAGUACACUGUAUGCCAUGGUGUAUGGAAAAGGAAACCUAAUUGUGGUCCCUGAUCCUGACUGGCGCCCUGUGGAGGACGGCACAGCCGGCUCAGCCGGCUCAGCCCGGCAGCGGAACCUCAGCGCCCAGCCUCUGCUCAUUCAGGGUCCAGCUGGGGCUUGGUGUGAAGGGCCUCGGGAGGAAGUCACCUCUGACAGAGGAAGAAUUUUGAAUCGUUUCUCCAAAGACACUGGGCAUAUGGAUGACUUGCUGCCCCUGACAUUUCUUGAUUUCAUCCAGCCCGUCCCUCAGAGACGCGCGGGGCCAGCGGCCCUGGGUGACGAGGCGGGGAGGGCCCUGCGCCGGAGAGCACAGGGUGCAGACAUUUCUCCUUGUGAUGGUGUGAUGAUGCGCGCUGCAGGCGUGAUGGUGGCUGUGAUUCCUUGGACUGUGAUACCCCUGGUUCCCCUUGGCAUCAUUUUCUUUGUUCUUCGGCAAUAUUUCUUAGAGACGUCAGGAGAUGUCAAACGCCUGGAAUGUGCAACACGGAGCCUAGUGUUUUCCCACUUAGCAUAUUCUUUCCGGGGACUCUGGACCAUCCGGGCAAACAAUGCUGGACAGAAGUUUCAGGAAGUGUUCGACACACACCAGGACUUGCAUUCAGAGGCUUGGUUACUGCUUUUGACUACGUCCCCGUGGCUCACCGUGCGUCUGGAUGCCAUCUGUGCCAUCCUUGUCACUGUUGUUGCCUUUGUGUCCCUGAUUCUGGCAGAAACUUUGGAUGCUGGGCGGGUUGGCCUGGCUCUGUCUCUCGCCCUCACGCUCAUGGGGAUGAUCCAGUGGUGCAUCAGGCAAAGCGUCAAAGUUGAGAAUAUGAUGAUUUCAGUAGAAAGAGUGAUUGAAUAUACAGACCUUGAGAAAGAAGCACCCUGGAAAUACUUCUUUCAUCGUCCACCACCAGCCUGGCCCCAUGAAGGAAAGAUUUUCUUUCAAAAUAUUAACUUAAGGUACAGCGUGGAUGGGCCUCUGGUAUUAUACUGUAUCAGUUCACUGAUUAUGAUUAAGGAAAGCGUUGGCAUUGUGGGAAGAACAGGAGCUGGAAAAAGUUCCCUCAUCGCUGCUUUUAGACUGUUAGAACCUGAAGGUGAAAUUUCCAUCGACGGGAUCUUGACAACCAUAAUCGGAUUUCACCAUUUAAGGAAGAAAAUGUCAGUUGUACCUCAGGAACCGGUUUUAUUCACUGGAACAAUGAGGAGAAAUCUGGAUCCCUUUAAUGAGCAUACGGAUGAGGAACUGUGGAAUGCCUUAGAAGAGGUACAAUUUAAAGAAGCCAUCAAAGGUGUUCCUGGUAAAAUGGAUACUGAAUUAGCAGAAUCAGGAUCGAACUUCAGUGCUGGACAGAGACAACUGGUGUGUCUCGCUAGGGCUAUUCUCAGGAAAAAUCAGAUAUUGAUUAUUGACAAAGCCACAUCAAAUGUGGACCCAAGAACUGAUGAGUUAAUACAAAAAAUCCAUGAGAAAUUUGUUCAGUGCACUGUGCUAACCAUCACAAACAGACUGACCACCAUUAUUGACAGGAUAAUGGUUUUGGAUUCAGGGAGACUGGAAGGAUACGAUAAGCCAUAUGAUUUGCUGCAAGAUAGAGAUGGCCUAUUUUACAAGAUGGUGCAACAACUGGGCAAGCACGAGGCUGCUGCCCUCAUUGAAACAGUAGAACAGGUGCACUUCAAAAUGAAAUAGCCAGAUAUUACUCACAGUGCCCAUCUGGUUAUGAACGCUUCCAAUGGACAGCCCUCAGCCUUAACAAUUUUUGAGUCAGCACCGUGAUUCUACCAUGAGGUCAAGUCUAUUCCGAAGGCAUUUCUCCAAUAGUUUUUGCACUGCAUAAGCUAUAUUGUAUUUUCUUUACAACAGCAACAAAUAUUUACACAUACAAGAUGUUCGUUUAUUUGGAUUAUUUUCUCCAACUUCACCCAACGAUUCUAAGUUCUUACAAAAGGAUUAUUUUUAUGUUAUACUAUUUUUUUCUUAUCCAAAUCAGAUGUACAGGCCACCAAUAAAAGCUGUCUCUCAGUUUUUGUGCCUUGAGAGACUCCAGAGACAAAGCACAUUUUCUAAGGUGCAAGACAAAGUUGUCACAGAUGUUUCUUACUGUUCCCCAAAUUAUAUACCCCUGUCCAAUUAUAUCAGGGAUUCUAUUUAGUUGAAGUGUGUGAAGUUGCCAUUUUGUCUCACCACUUCCUUUAAGAGAACUGGGUUCCAUACCCAAAGACCUCUGGUUAAAAUAGUAAGAGAAAACUAAUAGGAAAAACAAAAAAUAUACCUUAGUUUAAGUGACAUUAUAUGAGAGAGAGGCAUCCCCUCUCCAGAAAAAAAAAAUAUAGGGUUAAAAUACAGAAGGACAGUAUUAUAUGUUCUAAAAGAGAAGGGAGAGAAAAUAUACUUUUUCAAAAUAGGAGCCCUUCUAGGGGAUUUCAUAGUGAAGGACAGAUGUGUGAUCGAUUGUCUUUUAGACUGAAGAUCUUAUUUUUUAAUUUUUUUUAUUGUGGUAAAAUAUAUAUAACAUAAAAUUUGCCAUAUAACCAUUUUUAAACAUACAAUUCAAUGUCAUUAAUCACAUUUACAGUGUUGU